Molecule: messenger RNA, 1770 nt
Organism: Alternaria atra
Lineage: Eukaryota; Fungi; Ascomycota; Dothideomycetes; Pleosporales; Pleosporaceae
Exons: 3
Coding region: 1-1770 (589 amino acids)
Source: RefSeq, a predicted model, not a curated record
AUGAAGGUCACCCAGCUUGCCGCCCUCUUCGGAGGUACUGCUCUUGCAGUCCAGCCUCUUGCAUCCCCUCGUGUCGAGCGUGCCCUCACCGAUAUUCACUCCAUGGUCGUUAUGGUCACGUCAACCCAUCUGGUCUCCGAGAUCUGCACGGAUAUUGCAAGCUGCCCUCCUUAUACUACAGCUGCUCAGACGUCUGUCGUCUAUGUCACUGCAACCACCACCAUCUGUCUUCUCUCAUCGACGCCUCCGGGAUAUGGACCACCUGCCACUACAGCUACUCCAUCAUCGGUUGCUAGCUCUGCGUACCCUACCGAGUCUGGGGGCAUCUCUGUCAGCAUCAUCCCAGGGUCUUCGAUCUCUCCCAUUGGUUCCGAAUAUCUCACUGGCUCUGCUCCUCAGACGAGUGCUUUGCCAACAGGCGUCUCGUCAAGCGCCUAUGUCACGCUCCCUAGUGUGAGUGUAAUCACUCGGUCGGAGUCUUACAAUGGCCCUGUCUUUGUUACCAUUACGUCAGUGUACCCUCCACCCGGAUCAAGCGGUAUCAUUGUGGUCCCUUCAUCUACCAUAAUAGAUUCCAUCGUCACGUCUUAUUCCGUUUCUUCGGCUGGAACCAGCUCCAUUGACUCGUCAAGUGGAUACAUUGCACCUCCUGGUGGCUCAUUGGUCCCAUCACAUACCAACCCAGCUCCUGUGGUUCCUGGUAGUUCAGCGGUCUCGUCCGUGCCAUACUCAGACUCUGUUCCCCCUGUUAGCUCAGCAACUCCACCCCACAGCAACACUAAUGAAGUGCCUAGCUCCUUGGUCACCCUGUCUUCACGACUAAGCUCCGGUAACUCAGCUGCUCAUUCAACACCAGGCUAUGUGCCCUCUGGCCCAACUACGCCAUCGAGUAGCAACACAAAUGCCGUACCUACUUCUGCAGAAGCCAGCUCUACUGGCUCACUGUCGAGUGGGUACAAUGUUCCGUCCGGUAGUUCAACUGCACUAUCGAGCUCUUACACAGAUACCGUGCCGACUACCCUCGCAGUCUCACCACCCGCAGGUCCAUCUUCAAGCGGAUAUACAUUUUCAUCAAGCAGCUCUGCUACCCCAUCUGGACCUGCUGGACCGUCUUCAAGUGGGUACGUUGUGCCAUCAGGCAGCUCGGCCGCAACAACAAGCUCCAACACUGCUGCUGUGCCUAGUUCUCUCACGGCCUCUUCGCCUGGUGUCAGCUCCGCCGGACCGUCCUCGAGCAGACUCCCCACAGGCUCCCAGACGGAUGAUUUACCCACUUCCUUUCCGUCUGGGGGCUCCUCGACCAGGUCUGCAUCAGGCAGCUACCUUGCUCCACCCGGUACUGCAACAGGAUCUUCGGGUGCUAUCUCUGGCACGUAUCCAGCUACAAAAUCUGAUACUACUGGUUACCCUGGCUCCUCGUCCCCGACAGGCCCUGAUUCCACCGUCAUCGAAAGCACUAUUAGGAUAACGAGCUAUCAGACGCAGACCUUCACGUCAUACAUCACUGUAGGGCCUUCCUCGGGCGAGCUUGGCAACAGCACGAACCCCAAUACGGACACACAGGCCAUAGCGACAAGCUUCCCUUCAAGUGUCUCCGGUUAUCCCUCUGGAUCUGGUUACCCAUACCCAUCCGUCGGCAUCAACGGCACGAUCGUUGCCCCCUCUCCCAGCUACAUCGAAAUCCCUAUCAACACCGGUCAUAUCGUUAGUGCGGGGAAGAACUCCCUUGCAGCUAUUGUCCUCGCUCUCGUCUUCGCUCAUUUCGCAUGA